GCAACAUGAUCGCAGCAUGAACGCCGAGUCGUCUGUUUGCAUCUCUUUUCUUUGCAUUUACGUGCUCAGGGUACCAACAUCUCGCACUCAGCAACUGAGUUACAGCAAUGCAUCCGAAUCCCUGGAAAUUUUGCCAAGCGGCGACAUUCAAUCGAGGUCCAUAGGAUCUAGUAUAAUUCUAACAUGCAGACCAAAAGUUGAGAACCCUUCAUUGAUCUCGCACAUGGAGUGGGUAGAUCCCCAAAAUCGCGUGAUCGAUGAUGCCAUAAAGCAAUCAGGAAAUGCGAAGUCAACAAUGUAUACAGAAUCACGUGCUGGAAAUAUUCUAGCCCUUCUGUUCACCAACCUGCAAGAGGAACAAGGCGGCAAAUAUACUUGCAGAGCGACCUAUGCCAAUACUGAAAAGCUAGAAAAGUCUGUUACAAUUGACACUAUAGUUUCGAUUGCGUGGGAUGAUGCUCCAUUAAAUCAGUAUCCAAUACUCGGGGAGGACUUUAACAUCAAGUGCAAAGUCCGAGCACGACCUUCGCCAUCUGUUGAUUGGCUAAAAAACGGAGAUUUGAUCACGGGGAGCAAUGAUCACUACAUCAUUGACACAUACGCACUCAAGCUCAAGAAAGUUACCGAGGACGACGAUGGUAUCUACACUUGUAGAGCCUCUGUGCCAACGACAGGUGAACUCAAAGAAAGAAACAUUCGUGUGGAGGUGCACAUAAAACCGGUAAUUGAGGAAUUGGAUUCAACAAUUGAGAUUGUUGAAGGGGAAACCACGGAUAUCGUGUGCAAAGCCAGAGGUAAACCUCCGCCCAAAUUCACUUGGGUGAAGUCCAUAACGCAUCAGGAUUUAAGCACUGCUGAUCGAUUCGCUGUCAACAAGGACACAGGUGUUAUGUCAAUCAGAAAUGUGAAUCGCGAGGAUGAUGGAGAAUACCAGUGUACUGCUGCAAAUGCUGCUGGUACUGCUAACAUGAACAUUAGGCUUAACGUGAUCGUUAAACCAAAGAUCAUGGAGUUCAUCAACAAAACUAUACCCGUCAGUAGAGAUUUAGAAAUAAUCUGCAAGGCUUUUGGUCGUCCACCUCCCGAAAUCCUUUUCAGGAAACACACAUCUGAGAAGCGAUUUGUCCUCGGUGGACAACCCAACGACGAUCGAAUCAUCCUCGAGAAUCACCAAGACGAUCGCAACGGAGAAACUGUUGGAAUUCUCACCAUCCGUAACGUCAUCAGGACCGACGAUGGUUUGUAUGAGUGCAUAGGCAAAAAUAAAGGUGGUACUAGUUACAAGAACGGACAUUUGACUGUGGAAUUCCCGCCUUCGUUCGAGGCUACAGAUAACCGCACCGUGUUUGCAUGGGACAAGCAUCCUGGAAACUUGACUUGCAUAGCCACAAGUAUCCCCAAUGCGACAAUUGAGUGGAGGUUGUUUGGUGGUCAAAGACUCGAAUCAUCCCCACAAAUCGAAAUCCGUGGCAACGGGCCGAUUUCCUCUCUCAUAGUUUAUCCCAUGGACAACCGCUUUUUCAACACUUACAAGUGCAUUGCUUCGAAUAUUCAUGGAACCAAGGAACGCUCAUUUGUGCUUAAAGAAGGCAGGAGGCCAGGACAGCUUUCCCAAGUAAGGAUCGUUCAAAUGACGGCGACUACGGUAUCGUUCGAUUUGGUGUUGCCGCCUCAACAGGACGAACUUCCGAUUCGAAGGAUCAGUGUGCAGUAUAAACUUUCAGAUCAAGGAUGGGAUAAGGCUUUAAACAGAACGUGGACUGUCGCAAAUUCUACCUACAUUCUGGAGCGACUCGAACCGGAGAGGAAUUAUGACUUCCGUUUUGCGCCAGGAAAUGAAGUAGGUCUCGCAAACUGGGGUAAUCAGAUUACAGAAUCAACACAGCCGAAAUCGAGACCAGAAAUUCCGAAAAUGCGAAACCAAAAUGCGCAUGGAGGGGAAUACGAAAUGUCGCCCUUCUCGAAUCAGUACGAAGUCGCGUGGCUGUUACCUCCGGACAACGGAGAACCGAUAACUCACUUUGAAAUUACGUACUGUCCACUGAAGAGAAUUGCCGGAGAGUGGGAGGAAGUGCCGAAUAGUUGUAAAACUGAGAUAGAGAAAGGACAAAGGACGGUUUAUUGGUUGAAGUUUCUCUCCGCCGAUACAUACUACAAGAUUGAAGUCAGAGCGCGCAACGUAUUUGGCCUCAGUGAACCAGGAUUCAUACGGAUCAAGACCAGCAGAGAAUCAUCCGGCGUCACUGUGGACUACUCGAUAUUAUCUUCUGGGAAUACUUGCAAGCUCUCCCUGGUGGCCGCCUUUGCCACAGCAAUAACGAUCAUAUCUCUAGCCAUUUAGAGUCGUCAUCAGAAUCGUAGAAGUGAAAAAAAAACUACUUUUCCAGAGUUCAAGGGACUAUGCUACGAUCGAUUACUCUCGACUGUACCUGUUACAAUUGUUUGUAUAGCAAACACGCCAAUCGAGUUUCGCGUCGAGGGCUCAAGAGUGCGUCCCCUUCUCAUUAAUCUUAGUAUUCUAAAACAUUGCACAAAAACACUGUGAUCAGCGUUCAUACCUGAGAUGCAGAGGCAAAGGCACUCUUUUUCGACUCUAGUCUCGUCGCGAAAAUCAAAAGGACUUCGAGAAUCGCGAGCAAGCCAAUGUGCUUUUAUAGUCCAUCAAUAUAGCUAUAGAGUUUGUAGAAUAGAUACGACCACAUGAAGCGGUCGGUACAUUCCGAAGUUAAGAUUCUUGACAAAAAGACGAGCAUCCACCAAUUGAGGUUCAUUGCUUCUCUAGUAAAGGCCAGAUAAUUCGCGAUGCUAGAUUAGAUUUCAGGAACUGAGGAAAACAUCUCUAUCCCGAAUGAAAAGUGAAGCCGAAACAGAACAGAAAAUCAAGUCUCAAGUCUGGUAAAUUUAAGACUGGAAAGCAAAAAAUAAAAUUCUUUUCGGUAUCAGGAUCUUUUCAGGUAGAAUCAAAAUAGGAAUCUCAAUUUACUGAAAUUAAUUAUCUGUCUUUAAAAGCUCUUUUUUCGCAACACAAGGCUUCACUUUUAAAAUACUUCCCAAUUCUUUGUUUGAAAAAGUAUUUAUACUCAUUGUUGAAUGCUCAUUGUGGAAAACGUACUGGUACGUUCUUUUUACAUAAGUCCUCCUUCAUUUUUGUACGAAUAUCUUGACUUCCUUUAAAAAGCCUUAUAGUAUGCGCCAGUUUACGCCAGAUCAAAAAUUCUCGGCCUCGCGUCAUUUAUUAGCUAGCUAAUAAUUCCAAUUUCACGUAACAAUGUCGUGUUUUUACAGAUAGGAGAAGAUUAUAUGAAAAAAAUAUCUGAGUGUUGAUGGCGUUGCAUAUUUAGUGUUUGAUGUGCAUUAUGCCUAAAACUUACUGCCCUAUAAAUAUUUGCCAAAUGCCUGUAGCAAUUUAUGGACAAUGAAGCGAAAACCUGGAGAUUUAUGUCUUCAAUUGAUUCGUAAAAGUGAUCUAUUUUUUCCUAGAGGCAACCCAAGAUAUAUUCGCUUGUGUCUUAGCGAGUUAGCAGAGCAAAAGUAUUUUUAGAUAAUCGUUUACAAAAUAGACGGGGAAAAAGUGUUUGGAGGAUCGAAUAGGAAAGAAUUAAUUCUUUGAGAGAAAGUUGAUCCUACUAAAGCGUGUUUAUAGUUUUCGUUUUUUGUUCUUAUUUUUUUUAGACCGUCGUCCAAUCCUGUGCAAAAUCCGUUUUUAUCGAAAAGACGAGGAUUUAAAAAAAAAAGUAUUUACGUUUUAAAAAGUAUCUAGAAUAGCAGCGGAAUUUCCACAGGUUUACAUCGUAUUCUGGUCCAUGCAAUCAUGUUUAAAGCCAAAGAAUCCGAAGUACACUCUGUUUCUAAAGCUCUUCGAGAUAACCCAUAGCAUAGUUUUACACGAAUUGAUAACUGCAUGAACGAUUCAGAUCUGACCAAGUGGCUGGGCUCAUUUCAAAAAUAUUUUGUACACUAUUUUUAUUUCCUACUGCUCCAGAUUAAGUUCUUUUACAAUUAUUUUUAUUCUUAUUCCCUUGUUUUCUAAAUCAUUAAUCCUGCUUGAUUAGUUUCGGAGAUACGUGUUUUAGUGCGCAUGUUCUGUGAGUUAUGGAUUAUAAUCCUUACGAUUAUAGUGUUACUAUCAUUGUAUUAAUAUUAUUACCUAUUAUUAAGUAUUAAAUUAGUUAUUAUAAUAAUUAUUAUAGUUUUUAGUAUUUCUUUAUUGUUCGCUACCGUUAGUAUUAUCGUAAUCUCAUUAUCAUUGUCAUCUUCAAAUUUUCUUGUGGUUAAGUUCAAUCUUGCAAGCAACGAAAAUAAAUUAAAAGUCAACGAAGUUAUGUUUCUUUUGGCUUAGUGCAAACUUAAGGAUUCAUAUCACUUUUUGUUUAUUGAGUUUUAAUAAUACCUGGGACAAUACACUACAUCGCAUGGCAUGUCCUUCGUUAUUUGUUAUCGUUUUUUAGAAGUUUUGUAUUUAAUUAGCCUCAUGUGCUGCUUCCUCUCUUUAACGAAUCUCUUUCGUUUUUCUGAAUGCUUUACAAUUUUACCGGAGAAUUAGUCCGUCGCUCGAACGUAAAAUAUAUAUUUUUUAGCCGGCCGGAGAAAAUAUUUCCCGCUUUCAACCUUUUUUUAUCAUCUAUUUUAAAACUUGGAAAACCUACCAAGAAAAUCUUUCUUUUUUUAAUGCAGAAAUCUGCUUAUGCCAAUAAAAAUGUCAUUUCCGAAUUGUUUUAUAUGUCUGAUUUUUGUAUGUGAUUUAUAAGAAUAAAGGCGGUAAAUUGAGAGCGAAACUUAAAGUAAAGGAGGAGUAUAGCCAUUAAAGAAGUUUGAGGCUCUUUUCGUGAUUGCAUUUAAAUCUGACUUUAUUGCGAGGGGAAAAGAUGAAUUCGCUGGUGUGAGACUCUCAUCCAGAGACAAUAGUCGACAGAUAAUGACGAGAAGUGACAAAAAGGAGGAGUAAGAAAAGAGAGUGAAAAGGGUGUGUUCUUUUUCAUGCCUGACGCUGAACGAAUUGUUCCUUUGAAAUGUUAUAAGCAUAACAGAAGCUCCUUAAGAACGAAAAUUCUUCUGCCCCCCCCCCUCUCUUUAAUUUUUAACAAACUAUAGUUUUUUUAAACGUACAAAGUUGCGAAAAGUUUUCUUCCAAUAAUUGUUUUUCCUAAAAAGUACGGGAAAUUUCGACCCCCUUCGUCAUUUAUAAUAUCCCAAGUUUCACUUGAAAAGCAAAGUGAGCAUUCUGCGAGCUUCUGCAAAUAGCUCUCCAACAAGAAGAGUGAAAAUGAAAGAGAGGGGGCAGUAGGAGUGGUUGAUAGUUUCGCACCAUCGAGUUCUUUUCUACUAUAUCCCGCUUUACUUGUGCAGCCUAUUUCGAAAAAGAGUUGAAGGAAGAUGGAAAAAUUCGGGAAAUGAGGUAUAGAAGUGAAGAAAUGGAGUGAAAAAGAGGAUUGCACUUCUUAGAGGAAACAAAUUAUAAAUAGACGUCGGAUGCUAUUGUUGAGAUCUACUGGAUAAGAAUUAGGGGGAACAAAUGCGAGUAGAGUAACACUUUAAUCUCUCCGAGUUUCUUUCAGCUGUCGCCUACUUGUUUUAAAUCAAGAAAUCGAGAAAGACGUCUUCCUCUUCUUCUUUGUUGUUUGUUAAUGCGUGCACUAGUACAAGCGCAACUGCCACCAUUUCUACACAGCGAUGACAAACAUCGGAAUUAUUUCUAGAGUAGAUAGAUAUAAUAUGUAUAAAUUUACACAUAGGUUUAAUUACACGUAAAUACCAUUCUACGAUCAUAUUUAUAAGCAAGGGAUACGUACUUGUCACCUGUGAAAUGAAACCAUUGUAAAUAAAUUAUACAGCGACCGAAGAAAUACAUGGAGUGUCUAAGAAAAA
Messenger RNA from Belonocnema kinseyi, 5865 nucleotides. It is a transcript of the gene Fas2, whose product is annotated as fasciclin-2-like. The transcript has 8 exons. Gene Ontology annotation, biological process: cell adhesion. Gene Ontology annotation, molecular function: protein binding. Gene Ontology annotation, cellular component: neuron projection; membrane. The record is from RefSeq and is a predicted model, not a curated record. The coding region runs from base 17 to 2341 and encodes 774 amino acids. Lineage: Eukaryota; Metazoa; Arthropoda; Insecta; Hymenoptera; Cynipidae.